AUGACAGAUCUAAACGUAAGCAGUUGGAAAGCGGCAAGAGAUCUAUUAGAGCGACCGAUCUACCUUGUAGUUAUCGAAACUAUUGUUUUAGCCGUUAUUUUUGUUAUAUCAACAACUGGCAACAUUUUCUCGUGUUUCAUUAUGUAUACGAGCCCACGUCUUCGCACAUGGCACAAUUUGCUUCUUCUUAACGUGAUUUUUGUGGAUUUGAUGGCAACUGUUCUUUGUGUUCCAUUCGGUGUGGUUGUUCUCAUAACAGGGAGGUGGAGUUUUGGAAAUGCUCUUUGUUCCAUGGUCGCCUAUGUGAGCUGUCUUCUCCUGACAGUCUCAAUUAUAACUCUAGCAGCAAUAAGCAUCAGCCGAUAUUUCUUGAUAACGAGCCUCUUAAGGUACAUGAACGUCUUCAGAAAGCAAAACAUCACAUGGAUGAUAAUACUAAUCUGGAGUUUCGCCGCGUUAUGCGCUUUUCCGCCAUUUUUGGGAUGGGGAGAUUUCCUCUUCUUGCCAGGAAACGCCAUGUGUUUUAUAUUCUUUGGUUCUAAUUUGUUCUACGCCGCGGUUUUCACACUAUUAGUGAUCGGUCUGCCAGUUUUUGUUAUUAUUGCAUGCUUUGUGAGGGUGAAGCUUCUGAUCGAGAUGAACAAACGUAUAAAGUCGUUUACGUCAGUGACUUCCAUUGCGUCUGAGGAAAUCGACUCGGCCAAAACUCUGUUUUCAGUUGUAAUCAUGGUACUCCUGUGCUGGUUUCCGAUUUUGCUGCUUUUUCUGCUGGCAGCCGUUGGGAUAGAAAUGCCAAGACAAGCAUCACUGAUGUCAACAUAUAGCAUAUUUCUACCAUGCGCGCUGAAGCCCGUUAUCUAUUUCUGCAUGAGGAGACAAUUCCGGACUGGAUUUCUAGCUAUUUUGAAUAAGCUUCUACCCGAUGUGUACAAGAGAAGACGGAGAAACCGUGUUGCUCAUAAAUCAAUAAUUAGAGAUUGUGCAGUAAACAGACAAACAUCCCGAAUCCACAGUGAAAGGCAUGAUCAGUUCAAACUUAAACACGAGUCUGCCGAAUUCGAAGAAACAAGAAAUAUAUAA
Pocillopora meandrina is the source of this 1080-nucleotide messenger RNA. NCBI's taxonomy places the organism in Eukaryota, Metazoa, Cnidaria, Anthozoa, Scleractinia, Pocilloporidae. The record is from the annotation of a GenBank genome assembly.